Molecule: messenger RNA, 1293 nt
Organism: Aureococcus anophagefferens
Lineage: Eukaryota; Pelagophyceae; Pelagomonadales; Pelagomonadaceae
Exons: 1
Coding region: 1-1293 (430 amino acids)
Biological process (GO): lipid metabolic process
Source: RefSeq, a predicted model, not a curated record
AUGCAGCUUUGGAAGGUCAAGGGCUUGGCGGCGGCUGCUGGCGCUGCGACGCUCUGGGCCCUCUCCCUCAAACGCCGCAGCCGCGCCACCGCCAAGGAGGUCGCCGCGGCCGCCUGCGUCGCCCUGCUCUCCAUACCCCUGCUGCGCCGGCUGUCGCCGCCGACGCUGCGCGAGGUCGUCGGCAGGGAGUGGUACGAGCAGCUGCAGAUCAUCAAGCAGGUCGUCGACGCGCUCGAGGAGAAGGUCUUCCUCGGCAAGUCGCCGCUGACCGAAACGUCGCACCCGCUCUUCGCGAACCUGAGCCUUCUGGCGCUGGUCGAGGACGCGGCGCGGCCGCCGCCGCGGCGCGCGGCCGGCGCGGACGAAGCGAAGGAGGGUCUGGAGAUGAUGAAGUACGCCUCGGCGGCCUACGGCGGCGCGUUCCUCCUCGCCCUCGGCCUCCUGACGCCCCGGGCCGCGAAGGACGCCGACGACUUCUCGUGCGCCUUCGCGGAGCGCGACGUGCGCGUGGCCCUCGCGGCGCACUGCGGCGCGCGCGACGUGCCCUACCUGCACCCCGGCGCGCCCGGCGUGCCGAGCCACUACGUCUGCCGGCGGCCCGACGGCGUUGUGGUAUUGGGCAUCCGCGGCACGUCGACGUUGAGCGACGCGCUCACGGACCUCGUCGCGUCCGACUGCGCCGCGGGCGGCGGCCGGGCCCACGCGGGCAUCUUCCGCGCCGCGGAGGCCAUCGCCGACGGCUGCGCCGCCGCCGUCGGCGCGCCGCGGCGGCUCGUCGUCGUCGGCCACUCGCUCGGCGGCGGCGCGGCCGUGUUGACGAGCCUGAGGCUCGCGGAGCGCCUCCCGGGCACGCGGGUCGCCUGCUACGCCUUCGCGCCGCCGCCGACGAUCACGGCCCGCGAAACGCCGGCGAACCUCGCCGUGAAGACCUACGCGCACGCCGACGACUGCGUGCCCCAGCUCUCGCUCCGGUCCGUCGCCCUCGUGCUGCUCCGCCUGCUGGCCAUCGACCGCCUCGACCUCGGCGUCGCGGCCCGCGUGAAGCUGCUCGCGGCCGGCGACGCCGCCGCGGCGCGCGCGACGUCCGCGAAGGCGCUCAGGCACUUCGCGCCGACGUCGAGCUUCCCGCUCCUCGACCACGUCGGCGACGAGUUCUUCCACCUCGAGGGGGGGGGCAUCGUCGCGCGCGACGCCGCCGAGCUCCGCGGCGUCCGCUUCCACCGCCGCAUGCUCGUCGACCACUUCCCCAACGCCUACGAGGCCGCGCUCGCCGCGGCCGCGGGGACCGCGUAA